AUGGCUAAAAAGGACGCUAAAAAAGGAAGAAUGGACCCGCUGUUGAUCACACCGGAGUAUAUUGCCGAGCAGCGGCGCCUCCGGGAGUUGAAGAAAGAGGAAAAAAGGAAAGAGGCGGAAGAGCUGGGCUCGGGCACUGAAGACGACAAAGUUCCACCUUCUUUACGUUUUAUCAAGAGACCCAUGCUUGCGAUUCCAGGCCAAGAGAAAGGCUCAGGGCUACCAAUAAGCAUUAUGUCGUACAAUGUACUAGCUCAAGCACUUAUUCGAAGAAGCCUUUUUCCGACAAAUGGAGCUGCUCUAAAAUGGGGUACACGGUCGCAAGUACUACUCUCUGAGUUCAAGCACUAUGACUGUGACAUUCUUUGCCUCCAAGAGUUAGAUUAUAUCCAAUACAACAGUUUCUGGAAGCAGAAGUUGUCCAAAUUGGGUUACAACUCUCAAUACUAUAGGUCUGGAACCAAAAACCACGGCGUCGCCAUCUUCUACAAGCAAGAGAAAUUUGCAUUUAAGCAUUCCAUGUUCAUCAAUUAUGAUAAAGAAACUUGCGGGUCUGUUCCGCUUUCAACGGCUACACUUAAUGUGGGACUAAUGAUUUACUUGGAGUUUUCUGAGGAAGUUUUAAAGUCUCACCCUAAAUUAUCUCGGGAUGGGAUUAUCAUAGGUACCACACAUCUAUUUUGGCACCCUUUCGGCACUUAUGAAAGAACCAGACAAACGUACAUCGUGUUAAAGCAAAUGAAAGAGUUUACGAGAACAUUGCAACUUCUCUACGGUGCCGAGAAAUCGUUUUACAGAUUCUUUGCAGGUGAUUUCAACUCCCAACCAUUCGACUCACCUUAUCUUUCCAUCACAGCAAAGCCAGUAACUUACACUGCCAGAGCUAAGAAUGUGAUUGGUCGUGCUUUGGUUCACGAAUGGAAUAAAAAAGAGAAGAAAGAAGAAGAUGAAGAAACGGCAAACAAACAAAUUGAGGAUAGUAGUGACCAGAACGAACUCGAUGAUAAUCCAGUCCCGGAAUUUUUCCAGUUCUCGCCUGAAAUAACGCAUAAAAUCAAUGAAAUGGAAAGCUUGCACAAUGAUUUGGACAUGCGAGCCAUUUCAUUAUAUUCUGUCGGAUACGGUUUGGUACACAAAGACAAUGCUGGACGUGAUAACGAUCGGGGUGAGCCAUUCUUUUCAAAUUGGGCCCAUUCAUGGAGAGGGUUACUUGAUUACAUUUUCGUGCUCACAGACUGGGACAAGCAAAUUUCCUACAGCAACAAGAUAGACUCCUUACAAGAAUUAGAAGAAGCGAAUAAGGUCAGGCUCUUGAGCCUAGUGAGAUUGCCUACACCUGAAGAGAUGGGUCCUGAACCUUCUGGACAACCUAGAAUCGGACAGUUUCCUUCGGACCAUCUCUGUUUGAUUGCCAAGGUAGAACUUGUGUGA
Clavispora lusitaniae ATCC 42720 is the source of this 1431-nucleotide messenger RNA. RefSeq names its product RNA exonuclease. NCBI's taxonomy places the organism in Eukaryota, Fungi, Ascomycota, Pichiomycetes, Serinales, Metschnikowiaceae. The record is from RefSeq and is a predicted model, not a curated record. Gene Ontology annotation, molecular function: poly(A)-specific ribonuclease activity.